UCAUCUCUGUGAUUUUAAGUUUCAAAGCUUCUAUCAGUCAAGGGUUUGGGUAAGGACUGUUCAUCUUUCCUUUCUAGUGUUACUCAAGAUUAUGAGAAUGGCAAAUAAACAUUUCUUUCAGCCUCUUCUUCCUGGCUUCCACACCCAUUUGAAAAUUCCUGUAGCUUUCUUCUCCAAGCAUAUGGAAGGAAGAAACGAUCAUAAAAAUAAGGCGAAGCUGAGAUCAGAGGCGUCGGAGAUGACCUGGAAAGUGAAGAUAGAAGAUGGCCGGAGACUCACUGAAGGUUGGAAAGAGUUUGCUCUUGCACAUGAUCUACGAGUUGGUGACAUUGUCAUUUUCAGACAAGAGAAAGACAUGUCUUUCCACGUGACACUGUUCGGACCCAGUUGUUGUGAGAUUCAAUAUGGAUCGUGUAUAGACCAAGAUAACAACCUCGAGAAGAUUCAAGAGAAGAAGAACCCAAAAAGAGAAGAAGCAGAGUCCUCUUGUUUUGUGGCUAAUGUCAGACAGGAAAGCGAUGAAGAGAGCAACCACAUAAGCUCACAGGAACGUAUAGAUAGAGAAGAUAAAAAGGGUUCAACAUCCCAAAGCAGAUUUGUGACUUUGACUAUCAGAUAUUGGGACGUCAAAAACUCUAGACUGUAUCUUCCCAUGGCUUUCACGAAGGACAAUGGUAUCAAUGUGAAAACAAAAUUGGCUCUGCUGGAUAAAAACGAUGUGAAGUGGCCUACAGAUCUGAGGUCUGAGUACAAUGGCAAAAGAAUAAGAAUGAUAGGAGGCUGGAAAAAGUUCUUCAAAGCUAACUUUUUGAAGAUGGGUGAAUCGAUCAAGUUCAAGCUGAUUUGGGAUGGAGACACAAGUUGUGUCCUUAAGUUAUGCUCCUAGGUGAAAUGUUAGCAACUAAAUGAAAUUGUAUAUGAGUUUAAUGUUUUGUCUUUUGUUUAAGUGCCAAAGACGUGAAUCAAUGACUGGCCUUACUGGUAAGGUUCAGUUGCACUAUUGUAGUAUAUUAAGUACAAGUUUCCCGUGGGAAACCUU
This is a messenger RNA of Brassica oleracea var. oleracea, 1039 nucleotides long. RefSeq names its product B3 domain-containing protein REM14-like. The transcript has 4 exons. The record is from RefSeq and is a predicted model, not a curated record. Bases 92 to 886 code for a protein of 264 amino acids. Lineage: Eukaryota; Viridiplantae; Streptophyta; Magnoliopsida; Brassicales; Brassicaceae. Gene Ontology annotation, molecular function: DNA binding.